Molecule: messenger RNA, 5456 nt
Organism: Podarcis lilfordi (Lilford's wall lizard)
Lineage: Eukaryota; Metazoa; Chordata; Lepidosauria; Squamata; Lacertidae
Source: the annotation of a GenBank genome assembly
GCUUUGAAUAUGGCGCAACUCCCUUGUUCUUAUCUGGGGUCAUCUGUCCUCUGGUUUUAUGGUGUCGAGAGCUUCCACCUCAGCAAAGGAGCAGCUGUAAAAGCCUCGGUGAUGAUGGGGGCUCAGGAAAAAUAAACUAGGGCAAAGGCGACGUCUCUCCAAGAGGCCGAGACUCCCACCCACCGCUGGCCCCGCCUCGGAGUGGGAAAAGGAGAACUGGGGAGAUCCGUCGGAAGAACGAGGUGGGCAACCCCUAACUCCGAAGGGAGUCGGGUAAGGGAGGUUCGCCUCCACCCAGCCGAGCUAAGGAGGUAGGUGGGGGACCAGGACGAUCUGGGGUGAUCUUUGCAAGCCCCGCGCCGACCAGUCCUGCGCCCCUCCUUGGCUGAGCAGCCCAGUAGUGUGGCCUGGCCAAAAGACCCCGCCUGAGCAACUGCCUGCCACGAGGGGGCCACUUCCCUCUCGGAUUGGCACCCGUUUUCCCACGAUUGCUGGGGUGCGGGCUGAAGUUUCCUCCAGUCGUAGGUAAAGGAGCACUUGCAAAAGAGAAAAGGCCCCCUGUGCAAACUUGCACAUCGUGACACGCCCCCCUCCGCUUGCCCUUCUGGCUCCUUUUUAGCACUAGCACGAGGAUUUCCCGAUCGCCCAGUCCAGUUUGUCUCUGCAUUCCUGCCGCAAGGGGGACCUUCCUUGCCAGUUCCGGGAUGUAGUUCCGUCUGUUUGCACAGCAAAAUGCUUUCUAUGCAAUUAUCUGGCCGCGCUUGGGGACCGUUUGAUGUGGGAUGUGUGGUAGUGGAUCCGCUGCUUUUGAGUGUUGUGCUUGGUUUUUGAUCGUAUCCUUUCCGACCCUGCUUUUUUUGAUGGUAAAGAUGCCAUUCUUGUUUUGGGAUCUGAUCCGGCAGCUUUGCUAGUGUUUGUGUUUCUGAGAUUCUAGCAUUGGGCGGCGGGGAGUCUGAGUGACACACUGAAAAACGUACCAGUACAACAUUAUUCAUCGGUGGUAAGGAAAGUUUUGUUUUGAAGUUAAUAUUUCAACUUGCUAGUCGCUGAAAACCUGUUUGAAACGUCUUUGGCCGCCCACUCAGCUGCAGCACCUGCUAUUCUUUCAGACUGAAGGGACGUGACAGUACCGCUAUACUAAGAGGAUCAAGAGUGCAAUUUAUAAUCGUGGGAUUCCUUUAUGCAGAGUUCUUGCUCAUGUACUCCUAAUUGCAAUUUAUCUGAGAAACCCUUGCGGAAUACGUUAUUUGUCUUUUGCAAGCCUCCAAGUUUCGCUUUUGUGUUGCAGGUUGAAGGGAUGAGGAAGACAAGUGUCAGCUUAUGUGUUUCUCUGAAAGUAAACUGCCCAUCUUGAGGUACUUAGAAGUUUAAGGAGUGGAAAAAACCUGUUACUCUCCUAGUUUGCUUUUCCUAUAUUAUAUGCAGUAUUCUGUUCAGAUCAGGAUGUGCGUUACCCUGCUGAAAAUAUUUUACUGAUUGGAAUAAGGAGCAUGUUGCUGCAAUCCAUAACAAUUUAAGAGUCACUUCUCAUGAAGCCUCUCAAAGCAGUUUCACAAUGCAAUAAAAACCAUGUAAAACCAUUUAAAAUAAAUUCAGGUAUGAACUCUUUUGUUAUAGCAAGUGGCUUUGAUGAGCAACUAUUAGUUGGGAUCUACAUUUGUAGCUGAUUCUCCACCUGAGGGUCUGUAACAGCAAGUGUAUUUUUGGUAGGUGAUUGGAGGGUGACCGGGUGGGAUGGCUGCGGGACCUGCUACAGACAAUUACCGUAUUUUUCGCCCUACAGGACGCACCUUUUCCCCUCCAAAAAUGAAGGGGAAAUCUGUGUGCGUCCUAUGGGGCGAAUGCAGGCUUUCGCUGAAGCGUGGAGAGCGAGAGGGGUCGGUGCGAAGGAAGCUAUCAGCAAGACUGGGGAGCCCGCGGGAGUUCCCGCAGGGAUCCCUAGGCUGCGGAUAGCAGCUUGCUGCACGGAGCGCGGGGCGCACUGAAGCAGAGCGCCCCGCGCUUCGGGCAGAUAUCCGCGGCUGGGGGGGGGGAAUAAUUCCCCCCCUUUAUUCCCCCCCCAAACUAGGUGCAUCCUAUGGGCCGGUGCGUCCUAUAGGGCGAAAAAUACCGUACUGAAUAAUUUUUUUCAUUCCUGCUUGUGGGUUUCUAGAUACUAAUGAUGUAGGAGUUUGAGUUUCUGCUAGCCCACACCAUUCUAAUGGUUUUGGGCCGUACCAAAAUUUACAUUAUGCCCUUUGCAUCCACUUUGUUACAGCACUCUGGACAUUUUAAGAAUUUCUCCAUAAUAAUUUAUGUGCCCCUCACAUGGCAACCACCACACAUGGAACAUUUCCUCUAGCAGGGUUUCCCAAACUUGGGUCUCCAGCUGUUGUUGGACUACAACAUAAAUUUGUGACAUUGGAAGUGGCCCUAAUUUUUGGUAGGCUGGAAUAAUUGCUUUGAGCUAAAUCCAGACCUACUUUACCCAGCCUAAGCACUGACUGGGGUCAGAAUUUACCUGAAGUAACAGAGAAGCUUCCCUCCACUGUAAUUUGAAGGCCAUGGAAUAAAUGAAUAAAUAAGAAGUCUGUGUUCCAAGUCCUUAAGAAUGCAACCCACACCCCUCUGUAAUCACUGGUUAAAUGCUCAUUGGCAUUAAUGGUCCCAGAUGUUGCCCAAAGCCUUUAAAACCUGCACCUGGCUUUAUGGUGGCAUAUGGUGUGCUGACCUGGCCAUCUUUUUAUCAGUCUAGUCAAAAGGGGAGGUUAUGAGUGCCACUGUUCACAGAUGUCUCAGAAUAGCUUUCUCUUGGGAGCACUGGCUGAGAAUUUUGUUAAGCACUAUUAGCUGGUCCAUUUAAAUUCAACUCCUUCACAGCAGCAAUACAAAACAUAUACCCCUAAGAAAUGUGGUGUGAGAGAGAACACAUGUGACAAUUACGUACACUUUAAUUUUGAGGGGACAGGACAUUUCUGACUACUUUGAAGCUAAAGUAAUUUUCUUUUGCCUCUCAGUGUGUCUGAACAGGUAAAACGAGUGUCUCCCAAGUUGAAGUUUGGCCAAGGGAGUUGCAAGCGACUUUCUUCUUGAAGUACCAUGUCCACAGAUGCUGAUCCCUCGACCUUAGUGAAAGUGCUCCACUUGGUUUUCCUUUCAACUUUCUGGGGAAUGCAGAUCUGGGUGACUUUUAUAGCCAGUAGGUUGGGACCGUUCCACAGCCCCCCUCUUUGCACAUAGAUGCUUAAAGGCCAAAUUAAUCAUGGUUAAUUUAUUUAGGGAGGGAUUCAACAUUUGGAGAAAUAGGAGUGCUCUGCACUAGCAUAUGCAGUAAAUUCAGAAAGGGGAAAAGGGCUACUUUAGCUUGGCAGUAAGAUGUAGGCUGGGUAAAUAGGGAUAACACUGGCUGGCAAGAAGAUUUACUUUCUGGAUUGGUGAGUCUAUAUUCCUAGACACCAAGCAGCUGAAUGAUGAUGAUGAUGUGAAGGUAAAACCACCAAGUGUGGAAAAUCCUAAUAAACAAUGGAAAUAAGCAUAGCUGUCAACUUUCGGAUUUGAAAAUAAGGGAUCAGCAGCCUCACUUGUCCCAGGGACAGUCUACGGGAUAUCUAACAAUCCGGGAUAGCAGCGGAAAGCAGCAGGAAACAGCGCUGAAAUAAGGGAAUUUCCCGCAAAAAAAGGGAAGGUUGACAGCUACGGAAAUAAGCCAUUCUGAAGCUAGAAGAGAUUAUCUAAAACUGUAUACGUCUGUUAAUUUUGCAUCCAAUGUUUUUUUAAAAAUAGCUAUUCAUUAUUUUUAGCAUUUAAAUAACCUUGUUCCUUUGUGUUCGCCCCACUUGUUCUUGCAGGUUUUGUGAUGGGCAACAAUCUCUCACAACAUACAUUCGGAUUCAUUCAGAGUUGCCUCUUCCCUUAUUACUUCCACAUUGGCUCAGCUUGUGCUUUCAUCAACCUGACCAUAUUUGCCAUGUGUCACCCCAGCGAGCUUCUCAAUGAGGAAGAAACCAUGCAGGUAGUGGGCUCCCUCUUUUAAAUAUCACGUGCAUCCGUUCGUCCGCCAUUCUGCUUUGUUAUAUGGCCUCGCUUGUGAUGGCAUGCCUGCCUUAGGAAGAAGUGGUUGGACCGAGAAGCCACCCACGCUUACUAGCAGGGCACUCCUUGUGUUUCCUGUAACUACCACCACGGCUGGUAGGGGGUAGUAUUCAGACAGUAGGUGGUGGGGCAGAGCAGCAAAGGAGCACAGUUUGGUGACUUGGCACAGGAACGGAACAUCUUGCACCGAAAUAUACCCUAUUAAUCCUAAUUUGAAAAUGCAAUGGCAGGGCCAACCCACAGGGUUAUUUUAAGGAUGAUAUGCACUGCUGGGGCCACAGGAACCUGCCUAGGUACCAGCCAUGAAUCUAAAUAUUAUUCCUGCAAAGCGAUUGCAGCUACAUGUGAUAUGAAAAUCCCCACAUACUAGCUGAUGCUACCAGACAAUGAAUAGUAUAACUAUCUUUCCUUUCCAGAUUACAGUCUUCUUCAUUUGUGUCAUAGUUGCUGCUCUAAACGCUCAGUGGUUUGGGCAAGUGACUUCAGAUAUUAUGGCCGAAAUGCACCUGAUUGAGCAAAGCUAUGGCUUGGGAGAGGAUGCUGGGUGGUUCCCGCAUAAGUCCUUUAUGCGGCUGUGUCAACUGGAUUCUCAUUACAGGGAGCUGACAAGCAGACUGAGCAUCUAUCAUGGUUUCUCUUCCCUCUGCAACCUGUGCUGCAUCGCAUGCAAUGGCUUGAGCCUCUACUAUACGGCUGCUCACCUUUCAACAUUAUAAGCACAUGGGUAAAUAACCUGCAUGGGCAUGAUUGUGAAAAGACGGACUGCAAAUGGCAGAAGCCAGGGCCUGGCUUGCUGUAGAGUGCUCCUCCAAGCAGGAUUCACAGGUGCUUGGAUCACCCUGUUCUGAGUGUAGCAUGCUAUCAGUUUUCCAGCCAUCAUUGGGCUGGCAGCCCAUGCACUAAUCAACCUUUCAUAGAACACUGGACUCCUUGUUGAUCAAUGAGACAUCUCAUUGUAAUAGUAAUGCUUGGUCAGACAAUUAUGAGACAAUUUAAAUGCCACCAAAAUACUUGAUGCAAGUAACAGGUUUCUUUUUGAAAAUGAAAAAUUCGUAAGUAGAUGCCUACAGCUGAAAAAGGAUUUGUCACUUCAUGUGCCCUCUGCUCCCCUUAGUCUUCUAAAGGACCAGAUGUUAACCUUUUAAGGUGGCUGCAGCCUUGCUAGUUAUGGGUAUCAGCUUAAGGGCACCUAUGACUUCCUAACUGUGCUUGGUCCAGUCCAGGGAAAAUCUCUUCUGAUAUCAAAUAUAUUUGAUACCAACUUCUGAAAAGGUAAAAUGCUCUUCCCAGCCAAAAGGUUUUUAAUUCUACCAUGGAUUAUAUUAAAGCCUUACGUUCCAAAGAGCAACAACAGAUGCGGUAAUAAAACGAAAUCUAACUGCAGU